Fusarium subglutinans is the source of this 1245-nucleotide messenger RNA. Its product is annotated as 4-aminobutyrate aminotransferase. Gene Ontology annotation, biological process: GABA catabolic process. Gene Ontology annotation, molecular function: pyridoxal phosphate binding. Lineage: Eukaryota; Fungi; Ascomycota; Sordariomycetes; Hypocreales; Nectriaceae. Gene Ontology annotation, cellular component: mitochondrion. The record is from RefSeq and is a predicted model, not a curated record. The transcript has a single exon. The coding region runs from base 1 to 1245 and encodes 414 amino acids.
AUGGGGUCUGUGGCCACAUUUAUCAGCUCUCUCACCGAGCCCAACGCGCCCGAGGUCAAGACCGAGAUCCCGGGACCCAAGGGCGUUGCGCUACAGAAGGAGCUCGACGUUCAUCUCGACACCCGAACAGUCAACAUCAUGUGCGACUACGAGAAGUCUCAGGGAAACUACCUCGUCGAUGUCGACGGCAACACUUUCCUUGACGCCUAUUCCCAGAUUGCUAGUAUCCCGGUCGGAUACAACAACCCAGUUCUCAAGAAGGCGGCCCAAGGCCCCGAAAUUAUCAGUGCAAUGAUCAACCGCCCCGCAACUGGCUUCUUCCCCAGGGGAGACUAUGCUAAGCUUCUCGAGGAGGGCGUCCUGAAGGUGGCCCCCCGCGGAGCUCCCUACGUCUGGAUGGCCAUGAGUGGUACCGAAGCAAAUGAAAGCGCUUACAAGGCCGCCUUCAUCUGGUACCGUCGUCGCAAGGUGUGGACGGAGGAGGAGCUGAGGACCUGUAUGCUGAACCAAUCCCCUCGCUCACCUGAUCUGGCUAUCUUGUCCUUCAAGUCGGGUUUCCACGGCCGCAUGUUUGCCAGUUUGGCCACGACCAGGACCAAGACCCUUCACAAGCUGGACAUUCCUACCUUUAAAUGGCCCCAAGCUCCAUUCCCUCUGCUCAAGUAUCCUCUUGAGGACCACUUCGAAGAUAAUAAGAAGGAAGAGCAGCGUUGCUUGGACGAGUUCAAGCGUCUCAUUGAUUCGUGGCACUGUCCUGUGGCCGCCAUUGUUGUCGAGCCUAUCCAAUCUGAGGGUGGAGAUAAUCAUGCCUCACCAGAGUUCUUUAAGAGCCUCCAGAAAAUCACUAAGAACCGAGGCAUGGUCUUUAUUGUAGAUGAGGUCCAGACUGGCGUUGGAUCUACUGGAAAGUUCUGGGCUCAUGAACACUGGGAUCUUCCGUCGCCACCGGAUAUUAUUACCUUCUCCAAGAAGUUCCAGGCUGCUGGCUACUACUUCUCUAACCCAGAGCUGAGGCCUGAAGUGGCCCUCCGUUUGUUCAACACUUGGCUGGGUGACCCGUGCCGAGCCGUUCUUGCAAAAGGUAUCGUCGAGGAGAUCGAGUCUCACAAUCUUGUACAGCAGGCCGCUGAGUUCGGCACAUAUAUCAGAGAGAAGCUUGCCGGGCUGGCAGCCACGAAGCCGAAAGAGUUUGGCAAUGUCAGAGGCUCAGGAACCAUCAUUGCUUGGGACCUUGAGAGCGCUUAG